Molecule: messenger RNA, 1071 nt
Organism: Aspergillus tanneri
Lineage: Eukaryota; Fungi; Ascomycota; Eurotiomycetes; Eurotiales; Aspergillaceae
Product: 3-methyl-2-oxobutanoate hydroxymethyltransferase ECM31
Exons: 2
Coding region: 1-1071 (356 amino acids)
Biological process (GO): pantothenate biosynthetic process
Cellular component (GO): mitochondrion
Molecular function (GO): magnesium ion binding; 3-methyl-2-oxobutanoate hydroxymethyltransferase activity
Source: RefSeq, a predicted model, not a curated record
AUGUCUUCAAGAACGGCAUCUAGAUUGAUGCUGUCGUUGCGACCCCUUUCAAGACAUUGCAAUGUUCAAGCUUCAUCUAUGUCGAUUGGUUCACUUCUUCUCGCUGGUGGUGAUAGUAUCCAUCCCUCCAGUCGAGCAUUGCCUUCCUGCUCGUCGUCUUUCGUCCGCCAUAGCUCUCACUCGCCGUUGGGGACGUCGCCGAUCAAUCCUCGGAAGAAAAUUACAAUGCAGACCCUGCAGAAUCUCUACAAGAAGGGGGAGCCAAUAACCAUGUUGACGGCCCAUGAUUUCCCCAGUGGUCAUGUUGCUGAAGCGGCUGGCAUGGAGAUGGUCUUGGUCGGUGACAGUCUGGCUAUGGUUGCUCUCGGUAUGGAGGAUACCAGUGAGGUGGUUAUGGACGAAAUGCUGCUGCAUUGUCGAAGUGUGGCUCGGGCUGUUAAGAGCGCUUUCACGGUUGCUGAUCUGCCCAUGGGAUCUUAUGAGGUCUCACCUGAACAGGCGGUUGAAUCGUCGAUCCGCAUCGUGAAAGAAGGGCGUGUACACGCUGUGAAGAUUGAAGGGGGCAUCGAAAUGACCCCGUCCAUCAAACGCAUCACACAGGCCGGCAUCCCUGUCGUAGGCCAUAUUGGUCUCACCCCGCAACGUCAGAACGCCCUGGGUGGGUUCAGAGUUCAGGGGAAAUCUACCGCGAGUGCCCUGAGUCUGUUGAAGGAUGCCCUUGCCGUGCAAGAAGCCGGUGCGUUCAUGAUUGUUCUCGAGGCCGUGCCAGCGGAAAUCGCUGCUAUCAUCACCAAGAAACUCAACGUGCCGACAAUUGGUAUUGGAGCUGGAAAUGGAUGUUCCGGACAGGUCCUUGUUCAGAUUGACAUGAUCGGAAAUUUCCCCCCUGGUCGAUUCCUUCCCAAGUUUGUCAAAAAAUAUGCCGAUGUCUGGGCCGAGACGAUCAAAGGAAUCAAGCUGUACCAUGAUGAAGUCAAAAGUCGCGCGUAUCCUUCACAAGAAUACACCUAUCCUAUCCCUAAAGAAGAGCUGGCGGAGUUUGAAAGAAUUGUUGAUCAAUCACCUAAUUAA